AAUGGAUUCAAACUCGGACAAGUUGACUCAAACAAAUAUGACAAGAAAUACAAGCCUAACUUCAAUAGAAAGUGGAUUUGUCUCUUUAAAUGAACCUAAAACAAAAGAAGCAAUGACUGUUGAUAUUGAUUUAAUUUGUAAUAAAAUGGAGGAAAAAAAGAAAGGCAAAAAUGUCGAAAUUUGUACAAAAAUUGGGAAAAUACUCGAUCUUUUCAAGGAGUUGGCAGAGAAAGCAAGACUCAAUGUUAAGGUUAUUUUCUGUUAA
Meloidogyne enterolobii is the source of this 265-nucleotide messenger RNA. The record is from the annotation of a GenBank genome assembly. Lineage: Eukaryota; Metazoa; Nematoda; Chromadorea; Rhabditida; Meloidogynidae.